CUUCUGUUUACACCAUUUACAUGGGAAAAGAUAAGUAUGAAAAUGAAGAUCUAAUAAAGUACGGCUGGCCUGAAGAUAUCUGGUUCCAUGUGGAUAAGCUCUCUUCUGCUCAUGUGUAUCUUCGACUGCACAAGGGGCAGACGGUAGAUGACAUUCCUAAAGAAGUUUUGAUAGACUGUGCCCAUCUAGUGAAGGCAAACAGCAUUCAAGGUUGCAAGAUGAACAACGUCAACGUGGUGUACACACCAUGGACAAACCUGAAGAAGACAGCAGACAUGGAUGUGGGACAGAUUGGCUUUCACAGGCAGAAGGAUGUGAAAAUGCUGACAGUGGAGAAGAAGGUGAAUGAGAUCCUGAACCGGCUAGAGAAGACAAAAGUGGAGCGUUUCCCUGACCUGGCUGCUGAGAAGGAAGCCAGGGACAGAGAGGAGAGAAAUGAGAAAAAAGCCCAAAUCCAAGAGAUGAAGCGGAAGGAGAAAGAAGAGAUGAAGAAGAAGAAAGAGCUGGAAGAACUUAGGAGCUACUCGUCGUUAAUGAAGGCUGAGAACAUGUCCUCCAAUCAGGAUGGCAACGAUUCAGAUGACUUUAUGUAAAUAAAGUCUCUCUCCUUUCUCAAUCAUGAAGUGGUUUGGGAUGUCUUAAUAUGUCACCAUUGCUAAGAAUGCCAAAAAAAACCCACCAAAAAAAGUGAACUCUGACUCCAUUUCUUCAGAACCUGGUUUGUUAUCUCAGCAGCCUGACCAUGGACAACUUCUGAAGGGGAGAAGAUCUGUAUGUCUGCACAUACAUCUCUUAUUUUUUUGUUGUUUUUCAGGGACGUGGGUGGAAGGAAGUAGAAUUGACUUCAGGUCGAUAAAGAAAAUUAUAUUUAUUCUAGGGAAAGGGGUUGGUU
Messenger RNA from Chaetura pelagica (chimney swift), 892 nucleotides. RefSeq names its product coiled-coil domain containing 25 (gene CCDC25). The coding region runs from base 21 to 593 and encodes 190 amino acids. The record is from RefSeq and is a predicted model, not a curated record. NCBI's taxonomy places the organism in Eukaryota, Metazoa, Chordata, Aves, Apodiformes, Apodidae. The transcript is spliced from 8 exons.